This is a messenger RNA of Entrophospora candida, 584 nucleotides long. The record is from the annotation of a GenBank genome assembly. NCBI's taxonomy places the organism in Eukaryota, Fungi, Glomeromycota, Glomeromycetes, Entrophosporales, Entrophosporaceae.
AUUCAACACCGGUUUUAACAUCCAACGAUAAUGAUAACAACAAUCAUUUAAUCCCUGCUCCAUCUCUAUUAAACAGUAUUAUUAUUGACCCAAACGAUUUGUCAUCUUCUCUUUUUAAAAAUAUUUUUGAGAAUAUCAAUAAUUUUGAAAAUGAGUUUUUUGAAAAUUUAGGUAAUAAUCUUGCUGAUGGUGACGGCGACGGUAAUGGAUUUACUACUAUUGAGAUUACUGUUGUUGGAUUAGAUAAUGACGAUAAUUCUGGCGAGGGAAUAAUCAACUUGGAAAGUAAUAUUUUAAGCGAUGGCACAGAAGAAAUCAUCUUUUUCAAAAUUGAUUCAUCUAAAGUUGAUAAUAAACCACAAAAACAUGAUUCGUUAUCAUUACUACCAUUAUUAAAGCCGUUAGCCUUGACAAUAAUGUUAGCAGUCUUGUUAGUAAGUAGUAUAUCAUUAUUAAUGUUUUUCAUCAAGAAAUAUUUUAAUACUACUGAAAAUAAAUGUAAAUAUAGUAAAUGUAGUAAAUAUAUGAAAAUUAGUAUUAAUGAUAAAGAAAUAGAUGAUUUAGAAAAAUGUGAUUUAUUAUAG